AUGCGAGCAGUUGUCGCCGGCGUGCCUCCCCCUCGCGAACAAUUCAAGGAAAUUGCUGUCAAGGUUCAUAUCCGAAGGCCAGAGAGAGAUACUUGGGCCUAUAUGGGUCGCGGUAUUGUCACCCAAGAACUAACCGGACAAUCCUCUCGAGUCGUCGUCAGAGCUCAGUCGUCUCAUAAGAUACUGACCGUGUUUGGCGAGGGCGCAGCCCUCCAGGCCGAGCGGCGCGGUAAUUUCGUCGUGAUUGGUUGUGUCGAUGGAGGUCGUGUCGUGUCAUGGUCUCUCAAUGCCCUCAAUAACUCCGACACAGUCCGACUCCUCGCGAGCAUCGAGCUCGCGUGCUACGCCUCCAAGCAGGCCAUGGUCGACCCAGUCAUGCACGGCGCAUUCCGCCGCCGUGUCGCACGCAUCAUCAAGGACGACCGUCGCCGCCGUCACAGGCGGCGCAAGGACCAGGACUCGAUGGUUGACGCAUUCGCACGCACAGGCCUUGGCGGUGGCAUGGACGCGGAAGAAGACUCGGAGCCAGGGUCGGUGCAAAAUGCAGGCGCUCCGCCCCCCGCGGAGCCGGUCCCCAUCCCUGCCCCGGUGGUGAUGCCCAUCCCCGAACCCGCCCCCGCUCCCGUUCCUACCUCCGAACCUGCGCUUGGAAGCAACCUGUUCGCAGGCUAUUCGCAACAGUGA
This is a messenger RNA of Dichomitus squalens LYAD-421 SS1, 684 nucleotides long. RefSeq lists its product as uncharacterized. The record is from RefSeq and is a predicted model, not a curated record. The transcript has 4 exons. Bases 1 to 684 code for a protein of 227 amino acids. Lineage: Eukaryota; Fungi; Basidiomycota; Agaricomycetes; Polyporales; Polyporaceae.